Verruconis gallopava is the source of this 1429-nucleotide messenger RNA. RefSeq lists its product as uncharacterized. Gene Ontology annotation, molecular function: ATP binding; ATP:ADP adenylyltransferase activity. NCBI's taxonomy places the organism in Eukaryota, Fungi, Ascomycota, Dothideomycetes, Venturiales, Sympoventuriaceae. Gene Ontology annotation, biological process: nucleotide metabolic process. The record is from RefSeq and is a predicted model, not a curated record. The coding region runs from base 41 to 1048 and encodes 335 amino acids. The transcript is spliced from 2 exons.
CAUCCCUUCCGCGCUAGACCUGCAAUAUAACACCAAAAAUAUGUUGAAAGCUUUGCCAAAGUCACUUCCAGAUCUUGUCGACUUGAAGUAUGUAUCCGCGAAAAGGUCUACCGCCCUUUCUUUCGCGUCCUCCUCGUUAGCCAUUCUACACACCAGAUCUGGAAUGCCGUUCCAACUUCGCUACUGUCCUUCUCUCGCCAAAAAGCCCCUGCCGAGCAAGGAUAAGGAUAGUGCACCGAAAAAUAGAAUCAACCCGUUUGAGAAUCCGGACCCGGCGUUGUUUAUUGCAGAUCUGCCACCGAAUUCAUCUGAACCAAGUCAUCUGCUGCUGUUGAACAAAUUUCCAAUCAUACCAUCGCAUUUUCUACUCGUGACAAAGGUCAAUAAAGCGCAGACCGCAAUCUUAGAAGCUGAUGACUUGGAAAUGUCUUAUGAAUGCUUGCGUGCGUGGGAAGACGGAUCUCAAGGCCGUCGCUUGUACGGCUUCUUCAACUCGGGUGAGCAUAGUGGUGCAAGCCAAGCUCAUAGGCAUCUGCAGUUUGUUCCCGUCGAGGGCAUGAGGCAAGGUGAUGACAGAAUGGAGUGGGAUGUGCUCAUGGACCGCAUCGUGGAAGACAAAGCGAGCGUUCCUUUCGAAGUAUUCUGGGAGCUCAUAUCGCCAGGUAUGGGAAAAGAAGAACUGUAUGAUGUUUAUCGAAGGCUGUACGAAAAGGCGCAUGAUGCCGUGAGGCGGUACGCCACGGAUCAUCCUGAUCAGCUCGAGCUUCACGAUUCCAAGGAUGGCUCUUCCCCGUUCAGCUACAAUCUAGGCAUGACAUCGAAGGCGUUGAUGAUAAUGCCGCGACGAAAAGAGGGGACUGAGUUGACAGGUCCUGAGGGGACGGCUGUUGGUUUUGCCGCAUUCAAUGGUACCGUUCUGGCAGGAACAAUGAUGGUAAAGAAGCAAGAAGAAUGGGAUAUCUUACGAGACAACGAUCUGUUGCUGGAUUCGUUGCUCAGAGACAUUGGUAUUCCGCAAGUUGAGACCUCAAGGGAUACACGGAUCUAAGUGGACCCGGCGUUCCUGAUUGCUCGUUGUGACUAGAACUUUCGAUGCUGGUGUGAAAUUUCCUCAUGUUUGGGCAUUGGAUGAAGUGCUAACAUAAGCUCGCAGAGCAAAUGAUACCAUGGGACAUCACUGUAAAUAGCUGACUACUGCAAUGCCAUGGUGGUUUCUUGCCUUAAGUAUACGGCAAUGUAACCCGAUGACAUUCUCGUCGCCUGACCACGAGAGCUGUGUGGAUAGUUAUUGGUGCGUGAUCAAGGAUGACUUGGGACCCAAAUAAUCCAAGACAUAACCAGUAUUCAUAUAAUUAUCACAAAGGCAUUGUGUCUUGAUUCGUACAUAUGCUGCACUCCGUGGUCCAGGACUGAUCUUUGCUGUGGAACC